AUGGCAUCUUUGCGCGAAGCUGUGGCCGCAGCGGGUUGCCUCUUGUGCCUGGCUGCCAGCCCGGCCAGCAACUGCAGCACUGGCACUGCCGGAUCGAUGCUGCUUCAAGGUCGGAUACACCGCUCAAUCUCUUGGGCAAAUGACUCGGCUCGGAUGCCGCCGAAUGAGAACUGCUGCGGGAGUGAUGCCGUGUGCAAUCAGUUGCAUGACCUGCCGUUUGACUACGAACAAGUUGGAAGUUUUACACGCAUGAAGUGCCCCAAUCGUGGAAGCGAUUGUGCAUUCGACCAUUGUGUCGGUGGUACUGGAGUGGACUGCGCUGGCGUGCCUUACGAUCUCGACUUUGGUGCCAUCGGCACGCUGUCAGUCAACCUUGUGGCGCCAAUAGACCAUGGCGAUGGAACCGUCACGCUGAAGACAAGUGUAGGAUCCAUCCUCCACGAUCUCUGCUGCAUGCAGCAUCAGUCUGGUGCUUUUUGCCACAGCAGCAACUACCCCAUCGGAGCGACCAUCAAUGCGCUUGGCAACACGAACAAUGCUUGCGCAUGUCUCAUGGAGUGGCGCAAAGCUGCUUGGAAUGUGCUACGAGGUCGUUACUGGUUGGCAACAUUUACGAAGGCUGCACAAAGCCAAGAUAUGACCCUUGUCCCGUCUUUGCAGCGCAAGUCUUACCUGCCCAAGGGCUCUGGCACGAACUACGAGAGCUACAAGAGCACAUGGGGCUUGACUGAAAGGAAAGCCACUUCUGUCCUGUGCGCACCAGAGGGCACGAGACUGGAUUGUCCUUCCGAGGACGACAACUGCAAGGUGCCUUGUGUCGGAACCUACUGCAAGGCUUGUGCCGUUGGAUGCGCGUCUCGGCAUCGAAAGCGAUGGAUGAAGAACGGUCGCGAUCAUCCUAAUGCUGGUGACUCUGAUUAUUGCUGCAGCGGACAGUUCAAGGAGGUUUACUGGUCACUUGCCAACACCCGCUAUGGCACCUGCGCUUAA
Symbiodinium sp. CCMP2592 is the source of this 990-nucleotide messenger RNA. The record is from the annotation of a GenBank genome assembly. NCBI's taxonomy places the organism in Eukaryota, Dinophyceae, Suessiales, Symbiodiniaceae.